AUGCCUCAAAUACUCAUGUUCUUGGUCACCCUUUGCUUCCUCUCUUUAUCGUCAUCUCCUUCUCUCGCCGCCGAUUUUCCAGCCAUUGGAAAUGUAUGUCGAUUCGCGCCCGAUCCAUCUUACUGUAGAUCGGUUCUCCCAAACCAGCCUGGAGAUAUUUACUCUUACGGCCGUUUCUCUCUCCGACGGUCCCUCUCACGUGCCAACCGGUUCAUGUCGAUGAUCGAAGAUCAACUAAACCGGAAAGGCAAAGUGGCUGCUAAAUCCACCGUGCAGGCUCUCGAAGACUGCAAAUUUCUUGCCAGUCUGACUACGGACUUCAUCCUUAGUAGCUCGCGGACCGUCGAUGCCACCAACACACUGUCCUUGUCAAGGGCCGAUGAUGUUCAUACUUUUCUGAGUGCUGCGAUCACCAACGAACAGACUUGUCUUGAAGGACUAAAAUCCUCCGCGUCGGAAAGUGAUCUCUCCGGUGAUCUUUUCAACGAUACAAAACUCUAUGGAGUCUCUCUUGCCCUUUUUUCCAAAGGUUGGGUGCCAAUAAGGAAAAGAUCGAGACCGGCUUGGCAACCACAAGCAAGAUUCAAAAAGUUUUUCGGUUUCCGUAACGGUAGACUACCGAUAAAUAUGACGGAGAAGGCACGUGCCAUUUACAACACCGUGAGUGGGAGAAGGCUUCUCCAAGCUCAAGCAGACGCCGUUCAGGUGAGCGAUAUCGUGACCGUGAUCCAGAACGGGACGGGAAACUUCACAACCAUAAACGAAGCCGUUGCAGCCGCGCCAAAUAAAACUGACGGUAGUAAGGGUUACUUCUUGAUCUACGUAACAGCGGGAUUGUACGAGGAAUACGUGGAUAUUCCAAAGUACAAGAGAUAUGUCAUGAUGGUCGGUGACGGCAUUAACCAAACGGUUAUCACCGGAAAUCGGAGCGUCGGUGAUGGAUGGACCACUUUCAAUUCCGCCACAUUUAUUCUCUCAGGUCCUAACUUUAUCGGGGUGGAAAUGACAAUCCGGAACACGGCAGGACCAACCAAGGGCCAAGCCGUCGCAUUGAGAAGCGGUGGAGACUUCUCUGUUUUCUAUAGUUGCAGUUUUGAAGCCUACCAAGAUACUUUAUACACGCAUUCUCUCCGACAGUUUUACCGUGAAUGCGAUGUUUACGGUACGGUUGAUUUCAUAUUCGGUAAUGCUGCGGUGGUGUUACAGAACUGUAAUCUGUAUCCACGCCAACCACGCAAAGGUCAAGCGAACGAAGUCACGGCUCAAGGACGUACCGAUCCGAACCAGAACACUGGAACAACGAUCCAUGGUUGUACAAUAAGACCGGCAGAUGAUUUGGCUACGAGCAAUUAUACAGUCAAAACAUAUCUUGGCCGGCCGUGGAAGGAAUAUUCUAGGACCGUUGUCAUGCAAACUUACAUUGAUCGUUUUCUUGACCCGACUGGUUGGAACGCAUGGUCCGGCGAUUUCGCAUUAAGCACACUUUACUAUGCGGAAUACAAUAACACCGGACCUGGUUCCAACACGACAAGCCGAGUCACUUGGCCCGGUUAUCACGUCAUUAACGCUUCUGAUGCUUCCAACUUCACGGUCACAAAUUUCCUUGUUGGUGAAGGUUGGAUCGGACAAACCGGAGUGCCUUUCGUCGGUGGACUCAUCGCAUAG
Microthlaspi erraticum is the source of this 1665-nucleotide messenger RNA. Lineage: Eukaryota; Viridiplantae; Streptophyta; Magnoliopsida; Brassicales; Brassicaceae. The record is from the annotation of a GenBank genome assembly.